Molecule: messenger RNA, 1804 nt
Organism: Trifolium pratense (red clover)
Lineage: Eukaryota; Viridiplantae; Streptophyta; Magnoliopsida; Fabales; Fabaceae
Product: homeobox-leucine zipper protein HAT5-like
Exons: 3
Coding region: 427-1437 (336 amino acids)
Biological process (GO): positive regulation of DNA-templated transcription
Cellular component (GO): nucleus
Molecular function (GO): DNA-binding transcription factor activity, RNA polymerase II-specific; sequence-specific DNA binding
Source: RefSeq, a predicted model, not a curated record
AUGAAAGUAAGUACACACUUUCUUCCAAUCCAAAAGAGUUAAUAUAAACCCAACACACUUCAUUUUUUCUCAGAAAAAAAAAAAUCAAAAAUCAAAAGAGAAAGAAAAGAUAGCCACUGGUUCUGUCUCUGUCUCUGUUCAUCUCUUGUUUGCUUCUAAAUUUGUUCCAUUGAAACUUUAAAUCGUGUCUCCCUUUGUUGUCUUCUUUUGAUCGGAGUGAGAUGGGUAUACCCUGUCGUUGUUCUCACACUUCUCAAUCUCACAUCACUGAAAUCAUCAUUACAAGCUUCUUUCGCCAUAAGUCUUAGAUUUUCAUUCAUAAUUCUACCUACCUAGCUACUUCGUAGCUAUUUAGUAGCAUGUUAACAUAAAAACAAACAAAUAUACUUUGUUGAAUUUAGCUUUUGUGAUAAUAUAUAUCUAUUUAUGGCGGGUGGAAGAGUUUUCACAAAUGCUCCUGCAAAUAAUAUUUCAAAUAUGAAUAUGUUGUUUCACAAUCAACAACAAAUUCCUCGUGCAAACAACACUUCUCAACAACCUCUUGAUUCUCUUUUCCUUUCUUCUUCUUCUUCCGUUCCUUUCUUCGGUUCAAGAUCUAUGGUGAGUUUUGAAGAUGUUCAAGGAGGGAAAAGGUGCAAUAGGUCUUUCUUCACCGGAUUUGACCUCGAUGAAAAUGGAGACGAUGAGAUGGAUGAGUACUUUCAUCAAUCGGAGAAGAAGCGGCGUCUCUCGGUGGAUCAAGUUCAAUUUCUUGAGAAAAGCUUUGAAGUUGAGAACAAGCUUGAACCAGAUAGGAAAAUCAAGAUAGCUAAAGACCUUGGUUUGCAGCCACGACAAGUUGCUAUUUGGUUUCAGAACCGCCGUGCAAGGUGGAAGACCAAACAGCUUGAGAAGGAUUAUGAAACUCUUAAUGAUAGCUAUGAGUCUCUUAAAACUGAUUAUGAUAACAUCCUCAAGGAGAAAGAGAGAUUACAAGCUGAGGUGGCAAGCCUAAGUGAAAAGGUACUUGCAAAAGAGAAAUUACAAGAGGGAAAAUUCAAACAAGGUGAAAGUGAAACAAAAGAAUUACUGCAAAAACCACUAAUGAAUUCAGUUUCUGAUGAGGGUGAAGGAUCCAAAUUGUCAAUUGUUGAAACUUGUAAUAAUAAUAAUAAUAACAAAAUUGAAGAUAUUAGUUCAGCAAGGAGUGACAUAUUGGAUUGUGACAGCCCACGUUACACGGAUGGAGUGUUGGAGACAUGUGAUUCAUCUUAUGUAUUUGAACAUGAAUAUCAAUCUGAUCUAUCAUCACAAGAUGAAGAAGACAAUUUAUUGCCUCCUUAUAACAUCUUUACAAAACUUGAAGAUGUUAAUUACUCCGACCCGCCACACGGUUCGUCUAGUUUUGGAUUUCAAGAGGAAGAUCAUCAUACUCUUUGGCCGUGGUCUAACUACUAGCUAUAUGGAUCGAUGUACGGUGAAUUUGACAGAAUCACAUUGAACUGCCUUAACUUUGCAAACCCGACCGUGAUACAAGAUAUAUUGGAUCCAUAUAUAUAUUUCCUUUUUUCUUUUCUUUUUUCUUGUAAUAUGCAUAUAUAUGUAUGUUUUGAUUAUGUUUAGUAUUUACUCUUUUUGUGAAGACUUUAAAAGUGAGUAAGAUAGUUGUGUUGUGUGCUUAAUAAAGUCAGAGCAAUGGCAAGUUGGCUCCAUUACAUUUCAUACUCGAAAUGGUUGAGAAAUGUCGGCUUUUGUACCACAUUUUGUUGCAUUGUAAAUUAAUGAAAUUUCGGUUCUAAUGUAUUUAAAAAAGAAUUAAUGUCUU